Molecule: messenger RNA, 1261 nt
Organism: Anoplophora glabripennis (Asian longhorned beetle)
Lineage: Eukaryota; Metazoa; Arthropoda; Insecta; Coleoptera; Cerambycidae
Exons: 4
Coding region: 116-1261 (381 amino acids)
Source: RefSeq, a predicted model, not a curated record
AUUGCUGUUGCCGGUCAAUCGUAUGAAACUUCUACCUGUUUUGUCAAAUCGAACAAUUAUUUCAUUGACAUUUUUUAAUUUCUCAUAAUUAUUUUUGAGUUCUUGUGGUGCGAAGAUGAAAAAACUAUUGUCUCCUAAGAAAUGCCAUGCGAAAAGCCAGCGUUACACACGAUUUAAAAGCGAUCCUCCGAAACGUAUGGUAACCUCGACAUGGAAUACAAGAAACGAUUCCUCGAACAUCAGUUCGAUUUUGCAACCAGAAAAUUACGAGCAAUCUCCCAAACAACCGCCUGACAAGAGUGUCUACAAAAAACACUUCCUAGGCGAGAAUUCUUGCUACUGUUUAGAGAAAAAAAUUAGGCCAAAGCUCAUGUCGAGGCCAAGGACUUGUUUAUCCUUGGACGAAUUAAAAAAGCAGUACGAGGGAAGCGAAUUGUUGCGAAGGCCUCUGGAAGAAAAUUACACUUUUGAGGAAUGUCGUUGUAAAGGUGUCGCCGAUAAUCACGCUAGUUCCAACUUGACUUUACUGAAGGGAUAUCAAGAAGAACUGGAGAAGUUAUGUAAUUGUUUAAAAUAUACAGAUUCAAGGAAAGACUACCACACGUUUAGGCAGAGACAGAACGAGGACCAUUUGAAGGAAUUAGAAAAAUAUCAUGAGUCAAAGGGUAUCAUAGAAGAGGCGGAAAAAGAGAAAAAAGAAAAAGAAGAAGAAGAUCAUAGAGAUAAAGAAGAAGACGACUACUCAUUGUGGACAAUCAUGGGUACCAAACCCGACACAAUUAAAACAGCCUCGACUUUCGACUCAGAAGAUGAAGUUUCGACUGUCGAAGACGUGGCCACGUUCCGAAAUGAACAUUAUUUCGAAACUCACAGUACUGGCGACCUAGGGAAGAAAGUCCCGAAGCAUACUUGCGUCCACCAAUUUAGAUUGGACGACAGGCUCUUGCCAGAACCGCUAAACGUUGAUCCUUACGGACGCAGCAGGUGCAGUAUUUGCUCCAAACCCAUGGAGGGCGACACCAUGCAACUAUCCAAGCCGUAUUUCAGCGACAAACCAAGCACCUCGAGCUUGAGAAACCUUGCCAAGUGUUCGGAACUGGGACUAGUUCCCAGGAGUAUAUCUCUUGGAGGAAAUACAUCAAAAAUAGAACUAAGGGUCGAUACGAGCAAUAAAGAUAAGUUGGGAAUGAUUGUGGGGAAGCUUCGCAAGCCUCAGUACUUCAAUACUUUUGCUCUGAGACAACAGAGAAUGUCCUGUUGA